AUGAUCAUCGACGUCGUGCUGAUCGUCUCGCUGAUUGCCACGUGUCGCGCAAUUCCGCUCGGCAAACAGACGGGCUAUGAUGAUGAGGAGGCUCGCAAAUUGCUCGACCUCGCCGCUGCCGCUUAUGGAACCGAACACGUCUCCUGUAUCAAUAGGAGCUUCGGAAACGGCGAGAACUACUAUAUCAAAGCGAUGGUGCAAAAGAAUUGCGACAAUUUGGACAGCACAUGCGAGGGAUUCGUCGUAGUCUCCGAGAACCUCCGACACAUCAUUGUUGUGUUUCGCGGCACGAAGACCAAAACGCAACUGUUGCUCGAAGGCUGGCAGUCGAUCAACGAGGGCGCCGACUUUUUCGGCAUGGGACCCGUCAACAAGUACUUCCUCAACGCCCAUCUCGUGCUGUGGCCCGACAUCGAGCAGAUACUGACCGACGCGCAGUACUCGUCGUUCGGCGUCACCUUCACCGGACACUCGUUGGGCGGCGCGCUCGCCUCGCUGGGCGCCGCGCGAACCGCCAAACAGGGCUAUCGCAAACGCGAGCAGAUCAAGUUGAUCACGUUCGGACAGCCGAGAGUCGGCACCAUCGAGUACGCGAGAAGCUUCGACGAAUUGGUGCCGAACGCCUAUCGAGUGGUGUUCCGACGCGACAUUGUGCCCCAUUUGCCGGCGUGCCAUAAGAACGACACGUUCAUCGGCGAGUAUGAAGGCGCGUCGAAGCCGUGUCAUGCCGAUCAUGACGAUUAUUAUCAUCAUGGAACUGAGAUUUGGUAUCCGGACGAGAUGAGCCGCGGCGCGCACUACGUCGAAUGCCUUGGCGCGCCGAAAAACGAGGACUUCAAAUGUUCGGAUCGCAUCAAGUUCUUCUUCGACCAAUCCGACAGCUACGUUUGGGACCAUCGACAUUAUUUCGGUGUCAAGGUUCCGCCGUACGGCAAAACCGGAUGCGAUCCGUCGCUUCCCGAAGGCAAGCCAGGACUCUUCGAGCAGGCCGUCCAUCGUCUCAACCUCCUUACAAGGACAAUUGGUCUCGACUAG
Messenger RNA from Caenorhabditis bovis, 1035 nucleotides. Lineage: Eukaryota; Metazoa; Nematoda; Chromadorea; Rhabditida; Rhabditidae. The record is from the annotation of a GenBank genome assembly.